This is a messenger RNA of Delphinapterus leucas (beluga whale), 3415 nucleotides long. It is a transcript of the gene PDE4C, whose product is annotated as phosphodiesterase 4C. Gene Ontology annotation, molecular function: 3',5'-cyclic-nucleotide phosphodiesterase activity. NCBI's taxonomy places the organism in Eukaryota, Metazoa, Chordata, Mammalia, Artiodactyla, Monodontidae. Gene Ontology annotation, biological process: signal transduction. The record is from RefSeq and is a predicted model, not a curated record.
CACGCGGUCUUGGCGAUGCAGGGUCCCCCUGCGCCCGCCCCGGCCCCUGUGCCCAGCUCCCCCCGGGGAUCCCCGCGCGGCUCCCCCGGGCUCUUCAGGAAGCUCCUGGUGAACCAGAGCAUCCGCCUGCAGCGGCGCUUCACCGUGGCCCAUCCGCUGUGCUUGGACCUGGAAAAUGGGCUAUCAUGCGGAAGAAGCGCCCUGGACCAUCAGGCUGGGUCUGGCCUUGGCCGGGUCAUCCAAGCCCCUGCUGCCCAGCACAGCCAGAGGCGGGAGUCCUUCCUGUACCGCUCAGACAGUGACUACGAACUCUCGUCCAAGACCAUGUCCCGGAACUCCUCUGUGGCUAGCGACCUACACGGAGAAGACGUGAUUGUGACACCCUUUGCCCAGGUCCUGGCCAGUCUGAGAACGGUUCGGAGCAACGUUGCGGCCCUUGCCCACCUGCAAGGCAGCGGGGCAGCCAAGCAGGCAUGCGUCGGGAACACCCCAUCCGGCAGUCAGCCCCCUCCACCAACAGAGGACACUGGGCAGAAGCUGGCUUUGGAGACACUGGACGAGCUGGAUUGGUGUUUGGAUCAGCUGGAGACACUGCAGGCGCGGCACUCGGUGGGGGAGAUGGCCUCCAACAAGUUCAAGUGGAUGCUGAACCGGGAGUUGACUCACCUGUCUGAAGCCAGCAGCUCUGGGAACCAAGUGUCUGAGUACAUAUCCCGAACCUUCCUGGACCAGCAGACUGAGGUGGAGUUGCCCAGGGUGACCCCCACGGAGCCCCCAAGGCCCAUGUCCCAGAUCAGAGGCCUGCGUGGACUCCCCCACAGUACCAGCCUUUCUGCAGCCACUGUCCCACGCUUUGGGGUCCAGACUGAUCAGGAGGGACAACUGGCCAAGGAGCUGGAAGACACCAAGAAGUGGGGGCUUGAUGUGUUCAAGGUGGCAGAGCUAAGUGGGAACCGGCCCCUCACAGCUAUCAUGUUCAGCAUCUUUCAGGAACGGGACCUGCUCAAGACAUUUCGGAUCCCAGCAGACACACUUGCCACCUACCUACUGACACUGGAGGGUCACUACCACAACGAUGUGGCCUACCACAAUAGCCUACACGCCGCUGACGUGGCCCAGUCUACACAUGUGCUGCUGGCCACACCUGCGCUUGAGGCCGUGUUCACUGACCUGGAAGUCCUGGCUGCCAUCUUUGCAAGCGCCAUCCAUGAUGUGGAUCAUCCUGGGGUCUCCAAUCAGUUUCUCAUUAACACCAACUCAGAGCUUGCACUUAUGUACAAUGAUACCUCCAUGCUGGAGAACCACCACCUGGCUGUGGGCUUCAAGCUGCUGCAGGCAGAGAACUGUGACAUCUUCCAGAACCUUACCACCAAGCAGCGGCUGAGUCUGCGCAGGAUGGUCAUCGACAUGGUGCUGGCCACAGACAUGUCCAAACACAUGAACAUCCUGGCUGACCUCAAGACCAUGGUGGAGACCAAGAAGGUGACAAGCCUUGGAGUCUUGCUGCUAGACAACUACUCCGACCACAUCCAGGUCUUGCAGAGCCUGGUGCACUGUGCCGACCUCAGCAACCCCACCAAGCCGCUGCCACUCUACCGCCAGUGGACAGACCGCAUCAUGGCUGAGUUCUUCCAGCAGGGCGACCGUGAGCGCGAAUCAGGCCUGGACAUCAGCCCUAUGUGCGAUAAGCACACAGCCUCAGUGGAGAAGUCCCAGGUGGGUUUCAUUGACUACAUCGCCCACCCACUGUGGGAGACAUGGGCUGACCUGGUACACCCAGAUGCACAGGACCUGCUGGACACUCUAGAGGACAACCGCGAGUGGUACCAGAGCAAGAUCCCCCGCAGCCCUGUGGACCCCACCAGCCCCAAGCAGGGUGGUCCCGACAGAUUCCAGUUUCAGCUGACUCUGCAGGAGGCAGAAGAGGAGGAGGGAGAGGAGGAGCGAGCACUGGGUGGGGAGGCCUCAGAGUCACCUGACACUGAGCUUCUGUCCCCUGAGGCCAGCCCAGACCCUGGGGCCCUAUACCUGGACAACCAGAGGACCGUGGGCAAGCCCUGUGUGGACCAUGAGGGCAAUGUGAUGGCUGAGCCUUUGGGCACCUAGUGGUCCCUGAAGGGUGUGUAGACUUUCCAGGAAGAGGUCCCAGGUGGCCCCUGCUUUGCCUUCCCCACCCACUGAGGGAGACAAUCAGGCUUUUAGCUACACACAGGUCUCAGGGUUGAAUUGGAGGCACCUGGCGGGAUCCAUUCUGACCCUGAGCUCAGCUGAGAGAGCUCUCCAAGGAGCUGGGCUGGGGGCAGCCUCUUCCAGGGCCCUUGAGUUCUCCCUCCUGGACUUCAACCCCUGGUGUAGAAAGGGAGUAUCUGCCAGGCCCCUUGUGCAUCUUCUCCAGUGGUCACUCUUCAGCCACGUCAAUCACUUUAUUUUUUCAUUCUUUAUCCGAUAUUUACCGGGCACCUACUGUGUGCCAGGCCUGUGCCUCUUAUGUGCCUCUGGGUUAGCCCUGCACAAGGAGGUGGGGAGUCAGCCUCAAGGAGAUGCCCCCUCCCCUAGACACCUCCCCUUCAUCUGCAAGGCAGCUCAUUACAAGAGAACAAGAACUUGAAUGGGAGAAUUCUCAGCACCAAAGCUUCAUCCAGACCCAGUUCUGUCUCUGGAGCUCUGGUGGGGGGUGAUAGGGGCCAUGAAAGAGAGGGCUGUGUGUCAGGAACUGUCUCUGAAGACUGAUUUAGCCUUCGUUGCUUGUGCACUGGCUGUUGCUUUAAGUUGCUGUGGUUUCUGUCUUCAGGUCUAAGGAUCCUAGUUCUCCCUGGUCCCAGGACCCCCUGCUGGCUCCCUUAUACUUUCUCGCUCUCUAGAACAGCAACAAAAGCACAGACUUCUCCCCCACGGAAGGUCUCUCGAUCUUCUGAUUCUGAGGCUCUCUGAUUCCCCGUAGGGAAAAGGAGGCCUCUGAUGCUUUCUUGCGAGUCACAGCCCCUUCUGGGCCUCAGUUUCCCCUCCAUGGCCUGAUCCUUAGUACUUGGGUAAACUUUGGUUGGAGGGCGGUGUUUGUGACCUCCCUGAAAUAUCUUAGAAAUAUGAGGCAUUCUCUGGGUUUAAAUAAACUCUAUCACCCAUAAUUAGUACCGUGCCCGUUUCACGGAUGGGGAAACAGGAGCGGAGAGGUCCUGUGGCCUGAGGGCUCAGGGCCCUGUAGCUGGGGGGCAGACGUUAGCCAGCGGCGCCCCCUGGUGGCUGGAGGCACAGAGGGGAGGGGGGCGAAUUCGGGGCCCUUCCUCGCUUUGCCAGAGGUCUCUCCCGCACCCAGCUUGGUUGAGUUCACCCUGAGGGUGCCGGCCUGGCGCAGAGCAGCUGAGGCGGCUCUGUGCUCAAGUCUCAGAUUCAAUUCCCGCUUCCGGAGGCCUCAGUA